Molecule: messenger RNA, 1300 nt
Organism: Drosophila takahashii
Lineage: Eukaryota; Metazoa; Arthropoda; Insecta; Diptera; Drosophilidae
Gene: Gr10a
Product: Gustatory receptor 10a
Biological process (GO): chemosensory behavior; sensory perception of taste; male courtship behavior
Cellular component (GO): axon; membrane; neuronal cell body
Source: RefSeq, a predicted model, not a curated record
CCAUUCCAUAGCCAGUUCACUUCAUUUCAUUUCCCAAAACACGCGACCUUUCGCUCAGUUUGCCGAGGAAAGUGUAGCAGGAAUGACAUCGCCCGAUGAUGAGCGGAGUUUCUGGGAGCGGCACGAGUUCAAGUUCUACCAGUACGGCCAUGUGUACGCCCUGAUCUACGGCCAGGUGGUGAUCGACUAUGUGCCCCAGAGGGCUCUCAGGCGGGGCAUCAAGGUGCUCCUGAUCCUCUACGGUCACCUGUUUAGCCUGCUGCUGAUUGUCGUGCUGCCCGGCUACUUUUGCUAUCACUUUCGCACCCUAACCGACACUCUGGAUCGCCGACUGCAGCUGCUGUUCUACGUGAGCUUUGCCAACACGGCCAUCAAAUAUGCCACCGUGAUUGUGACCUAUGUGGCUAAUACCGUGCACUUUGAGGCCAUCAAUCAGCGGUGCACGCUGCAGAGGAUGCAUCUCGAAAGAGAAUUCGCCGAUGCCCCGCAGGAGCCGAAGAAACCCUUCGAGUUCCUCAUGUACUUCAAGUUCUGCCUGAUCAACCUGAUGAUGGCGGUCCAGGUGUGCGGGAUCUUUGCCCAAUAUGGCGAUUCACAGAACCAGGUGCGCGUCCACUUCGCCAUCUACGCCUUCGUGCUGUGGAACUACACGGAGAACAUGGCCGACUAUUGCUAUUGGAUCAAUGCCUCGGUGCUCAAGUACUACAGGCAGUUCAAUCUCCAGCUGGAUUCGCUGAGGCGGGAGGUGAAUGCCCUGCGUCCGGGUGGCGGAAUGCUCCUCCAUCGCUGCUGCGAGCUGAGCGAUCGCCUGGAGGAGCUGCGUCGGCGGUGCCGCGAGAUCCACGGCCUGCAGAGGGAGAGCUUCCGCAUGCACCAGUUCCAGCUGAUCGGGCUGAUGCUGAGCACCCUGAUCAACAACCUGACCAACUUCUACACCCUCUUCCACAUGCUGGCCAAGCAGUCGCUGGAGGAGGUCAGCUACCCGGUGGUGGUGGGAUCGGUCUAUGCCACCGGCUUCUACAUAGACACCUACAUCGUGACCCUGGUCAACGAGCACAUCAAGCUGGAGCUGGAGGGCGUCGCGCUGACCGUGAGGCGGUUCGCAGAGCCACCGGCAAGGGACGAGCGGCUGACCAGGGAGAUAGAACACCUAUCGCUGGAGCUACUCAACUACCAACCGCCGAUGCUCUGCGGUCUUUUGCACCUGGACCGCCGAUUGGUGUACCUCAUUGCAGUUACAGCCUUCUCCUACUUCAUAACCCUGGUGCAGUUUGAUCUCUAUCUGCGCAAGAGGUCCUAG